Molecule: messenger RNA, 1192 nt
Organism: Acaromyces ingoldii
Lineage: Eukaryota; Fungi; Basidiomycota; Exobasidiomycetes; Exobasidiales; Cryptobasidiaceae
Product: nagb/rpia/CoA transferase-like protein
Exons: 2
Coding region: 78-1112 (344 amino acids)
Biological process (GO): translational initiation
Cellular component (GO): eukaryotic translation initiation factor 2B complex
Molecular function (GO): translation initiation factor activity; guanyl-nucleotide exchange factor activity
Source: RefSeq, a predicted model, not a curated record
CAUUUUCCCUGCUCGACGGCUUGGCUUUAGGUUGUUUGACUGACUGGAUUGGAUCGGACCGAACUGAACCCGACAAGAUGACGCAGGACGCCUCGUCAUCGUUUGACAUUGUGUCGGCCUACCAUGAGCUCCUCGCCUCGUCGCCGUCGACGCCGAUGCCGAUCGCAUCAAUCUUUGCGCUGUGCGAUGUCAUCACCCACAUACCCAGCAACACCACCUCGGAGCUCAUUGCGCUCAUCAACACCCACUCGUCGCGCCUCAAGGCCGCACUGCCCAAUCCCGUGCCUGCCACGGCGGGGCUGGACCUCUUUAAGCGGCUCGUCGUGACGAUGCAGUGGGAUGCCUCGGCCGACUUUGGUGUGCAGAAGCAGACGCUCGUCGACCUCGCGCGCGAGUUUGCCGAAAAGACGGUGCCGAGCUGCCGCGAAAAGAUUGUGGACCUCUCCAUGGCUUUUAUCAAGGACGAUGCCGUCGUCCUCACCCACUCGUACUCGCGCGUCGUCAUGCAGAUCCUGCUGGCCGCGGCCCGGCGCGGCAACAGCAUCAGCGUCAUUGUCACUGAGUCCAGGCCGAGCGGGCUCGGUCUCAAGACGUACGACGAGCUGACAAGCGCGGGAAUACCCACGACAGUCAUUGGCGAUGCAGCGACAGCAUACAUGGGCGAAAGGAUCGACCUCGUCCUCGUCGGCGCAGAGGGCGUGUGCGAGAGCGGUGGCCUGCUCAAUUGCAUCGGCACCCUCAACCUUGCCCUCGUCGCCAAGGCCUACCGGAAACCGUUUUACGCAGCCGCAGAGAGCUACAAGUUCUUGCGGAUCUUUCCGCUAUCGCAAUUUGACCUGCCCACAUCCUCUGCAUCACCGUUGCAUGCCUCGACGGCGAGACAAGACGCGACGCCUACGCUCUCAUCUUCAGCAAGCGCAAUGGACGAGGAUCCCGGCAAAGACAGACUCCGAGGGACCAGACUCAUGACGAGAGAGAUGGAGGAAAAGAAUCCCGCCGUGGAUUACACAUCACCAGACCUCGUCACCUUUCUCUUUAGCGAUGUCGGCGUGCUCACUCCCUCGGGCGUAGGCGACGCAUUAUUGGCCGUGUACGGCGGCAACGCAGACUAAAAUCAUUCUAAUGCAACAUCACUUUCAUUUCCACCUUUCCAUCCAUCAUCACGGCUACAUUAUUGACUUGAAAGACCUAC